AUGGAAAAGGAGACACAGUUGAAUCCAAAUAUGACAAGUACAAUAUGUAUAGAUAUUCCAACUUAUGUAAAUUCCAAAGGUUUGUGGGUUGAAUUUGAUGACUCUGAAUGGUGGUUGAAGCCUUCUUUGCCUCUUCUUGAGUUUCAGUUGAUUGUGCUAUGCUUCUCCUUGGCAAUUACAUAUUUCUUUCUCAAGCGUCUUGGGAUCUCCAAGAUUUCCUGUCAAAUUCUUACAGGCCUGGCAUUCGGGUGGUCGUGGAAUGAAUGGGACGAGGCAAAACGAAAGAAUUUGAACAUUGGAAGUCAAGAAGUGCUUGCAUUACUGGCAGAAUUGGGGUACACUUUGUACACUUUUUUAAUUGCAGCAAAAGUUGAUUUAAGAAUGACAGUAGCAACAGGAAAACGUGCAUUACUCAUUGGAAUUUCAGCCUUAUUACUCCCUCUAAUCACAGAGACAUUGGUUGUAAGUAUGGUUGUUGAAGACUUGGCAUUGACAUUGAGGCAAAGGUUCGCCCUUCCCUCGUUGAGUAGCUUUCAUGCAAUAAUUUCAUUUCCUGUUGUUGCUUCACUUGUAAAAGAGCUUCAUAUUAUGAACUCAGAAUUGGGGCGUUUAUGCCUUUCCUCUGCCUUGAUUAGUGACUUUGUUGGUACAUUCAUUUUAAUCAUGAAAGGCCAUAUUAAACGAUAUCAUAUGAACACUUCAAGAAUCUCAACUGAAGUGGGGGCUUUAAUGGUGCUCAUACUUGUGGCUUUCUUUGUGUUAAGACCUGCAAUGUUUUGGAUCAUCAAGCAAACACCUCAAGGAAUGCCUGUGAAGAGUUGUUACAUUGAUGGGGUUGUUUUUUUAGCUCUUUUAUACAUUGUUUUAGGGACUUUUACAGGUCAUGCUUCCAUUAUAGGAGCUUAUGUUAUGGGGUUGGCUAUUCCCGAUGGAGCUCCUUUAGCAUCCACACUUGUGAGUAAAUUUGAGUGCCUUGUUGAAGAUGUUUUUAUGCCUAUUUUUGUCACUACCUGUGCUUUGAGAGCUGAUUUGUCAAAGAUUUCAGCCACUACAUUUGAUGUUGUUUUCACUAAAUUGAACAUAAUUCUGCUUUGUGUGGCCUGUACUGUCAAAUUUGUAGCUUCUGUUUCGUCUUCUAGAUAUUGCAAGUUGCCCUUCAAGGAUGCUUUGGCACUUUCUCUUAUUAUGUGCUCCAAAGGUCCUGUGGAAUUGAUUUUUUACACAAUAUUCAGGGACAAUCGUUUUAUUGACAAUGAGCUUUUUGGAUGCUUCGUUGUUUGGAUAUUGUUUUUUGCAACCAUGGUGCCAAUUGCAGUGAAAGGGUUGUAUGAUCCUUCAAGGAAAUAUGCUUGCUAUCAAGAUAGAAACAUCAUGCAUUUGAAUCGCUUCUCUGACAAGCUUCGACUCCUCGCCUGCAUUCAUCAACAUGAAAAUGUCAAUGCCAUUAUUCAUCUUCUGAAUCUCUCAUGCCCUACAAUCGAGAACUCGAUCAUUGUUCAUAUAUUCCAUCUCAUUGAGCUCCCUGGACGGAUCACUCCCAUCUUCAUUUCACACAAACGACAAGGUAACUCCUUUGACAAGCGCUCCUACUCCCAACAAAUCGUUCAUUCUUUUGAUAAGUUUGAGAGAGAGAAUGAAGGGACAGCGUGCGUUGAAUGCUACACUUCUGUAUCACCAUGCACAGUAAUGCACAAUGAUGUUUGCACAUUGGCACUUGACAAGAUUGCAUCGUUUAUAAUACUUCCUUUCCAUAUAACAUGGACCGUGGAUGGUUCCAUCGGAAGAGUUGACAAAAAUGUGAGGACAUUGAACUACAGCAUCCUCGAAAGGGCUCCUUGUUCAGUCGGCAUCUUCGCCCACCGAAGCAAAUUAGAACAUUUCAGAGCAAGAAAGAGAAGUAGUUACUCAGUGUGUGUUAUUUUCUUGGGAGGGAAGGAUGAUAGGGAGGCACUAUCAUAUGCUAAACGUAUGGUAAAGGACUUGAGAGUGGAGCUAACAGUGCUUCGACUGAAGGCACCACAAAAUUAUCAAAAUAGAUCAAAGUUACAUAACAGUUGGGAAUAUAUAAUGGAUGAAGAAGUUGUUAAAGAUUUUAAAGGAAAGUGUUUGGGAGAUGAGAGAGUUGUAUAUGAAGAAAAGAUUUGUGGAGAUGGACAAGAAACAGCAUUCUUACUUAGAAAAGUAGUAGAUAUGUUUGACCUAAUGAUAGUAGGAAGAAGAAAUGGUUUAGAAACACCUCAAACUGAUGGUCUCAACGAAUGGAAUGAGUUUCCAGAGCUUGGAUAUUUGGGAGAUUUGAUUGCCUCAAGUGAGAUUAACAAUGGAACUUCUUUGUUGGUAAUACAACAACAACAAAUCUCACAUCACAUUUCCAAACACACUCUUUAG
Messenger RNA from Cucumis melo (muskmelon), 2388 nucleotides. Its product is annotated as cation/H(+) antiporter 4-like. The coding region runs from base 1 to 2388 and encodes 795 amino acids. Gene Ontology annotation, molecular function: antiporter activity. The transcript has 3 exons. Gene Ontology annotation, biological process: regulation of pH; proton transmembrane transport. The record is from RefSeq and is a predicted model, not a curated record. Gene Ontology annotation, cellular component: endomembrane system; membrane. NCBI's taxonomy places the organism in Eukaryota, Viridiplantae, Streptophyta, Magnoliopsida, Cucurbitales, Cucurbitaceae.